CGUGAGGACACAGAGCAUUGCGCGCCGCGACGCCGGCAGGGUGCUCAACGCUCUGGAGGCCAAGAUACGUUAAGGUAACGAUAGACGUGAUGGAGGCGGCGGAGGUGUCUUUUAUGAGGGUCGUCUGAGAGGCCUCAGGACACCUCUGGUGGGGAUGGAGCGUGAGCGUGAUCGCGAUCACGAACGUGACCGCGAGCGUGGUCGCACCUCCCGUGCGUCCUCUACCUCAAGCCUCGGACGUGAGGUCCGUUGUGGUUGUCAGUACUACCGGAGUGACUCGCUUCUACCAGAGCGGAGGGCACUCGUGGGACGACCGUCUUCGAGGACCGCGAUGCAGACUCCACCGCCUGUCCAGGCGGGACGCUGCGAGCACGAGUAUGAACCCAUCGCGAGCCCUUCGCCGACGGUGACGACGACCGUCGCAGCUCCAGUGGUACGAAUAACCGACACAGACGUGGUGCGUGUCGCGGACAGCGACGAAAGCAUCGACGCACGAGAUUUACGCUUUCCGCCUAAGCUCGCCCUCGACGGAGACGUCGUCCUGCCGCUAGAUGGGCAAAUCGAGGAUAACGCGAUGGAGGGUCGAGAGUUGGGUGAGACUGUCGACACCUCCGAGGACCAGGAAACUGCACAGCAGCUUCAGGAUCGCCUGGAGGAACGAUUCCUGAACGCGGCUACCCCAUGCACCGAGUCCAGAACCGACGGCGAGGUCAAUACCAGUCAGGUAGACUCUUCGGCGCUGGAGGAGCUACCGCUCCAGAGAGGAGCCCGGGGUUUGCCGCAGCGUCUACGAACGCAGGCCGGGAAGCUGCGCUCCCGUCUCAAGGGAAUACACAGACCCCGCUUUGCGCUUCCCGAACGACAGAGAACGGAGAAGACGAUAAAAACGGAGAAGACGAUAAAAACGGAGAAGACGAAAACGACCAAGAUGGAAAAGCCGAAGGUAGAGAAAAGAUCGAAGAUGGAGAGGUUCCGUUCCUCACUGCCGGACAGGCCAAGAUUUUCACUUCCUGAUCGACCCAAGUUCAAUCUUCCGGAUCGUCCAAAGUUCAAUUUACCGGAACGCCCCAAGUUUCAUAUGCCUGAGAGGCCACGGUUUAAUAUUAAGAAGCCUAAUAUUCAACUUCCUGGCCUGAAUCGCGCGUCCAGGUCACUUCGCGAACGACAACCUUCUGCCGAGUCGACUUCCGCUACCAAGAGGAAUAUAUUCGACUUUUCUACCUAUCCACGUAUAUUUGAUAAGAAAUCAAAGAGUCGUGGGGAGUACGCCACAUCCUCGCCUAAGGAUUCCCGUGCACAGUCGACGGAGAGUUCCACGUUUCCUCGUGCCAAGAAGGUCUCUAUGAGUGCCAAAUGGGCUCAGCGGAUAGCAGAUCUUAAGUUUGCUGAUGAUGAACCGGAAGCUGCUGCUCAGAGGUCUAAGCCUUGGAGGCACCCUUCCUUGGAGGAGCCUAGGCUUGCUUUAGGAAGGGACGAAUCUUCUGUGGAGGAGCCUGAGAGACUUCCUUGGGAAGAGUCUGGGGAACAUUCUGCAGGACGCCUUGAAGAUGAAGAUAUCAGAUACGAGGAGGAUUCGGCAGAGGCAAGACAUCCGAACUUACCUGGAAUCGAGGAAGGUUACACAGUGCGUGCAUCUGGUUUACGUGAUCGUCCAAUAGCGGAUGAAGAUUCUUUUGAGAGACCACCAGGUAAUAUCGAUCCGAGGCUGUAUGGAGAUCAAGGUGUGAGACUUGCCUAUGAAGAUGAGCAUGAGGAUAACUUAGAUAUGCAUGAAGAACUUAGUAUUGAGGAGCAUCAUCCACGUGUUGAAUCAUUUGACAAACAUGAUUCUGUAGAUGGUAUGCAUAAGAAACCUUAUGGUGAAGUAUUUCAACCUAUAGAUCCCAGGUCGUAUGAUCAACGUGUGCCCAGUGAGGAAGAGGAGGAACCGGUACCCGAGGAGUCCAUUCAUUCUGAUAAGGAACAGCAGUCCAGUGGAAGUUCCUGUGACCGCAGACGUCGUGGAGUGAUUGAAGAAAUUGAUUCUGAUGAAUUCUUCCUAAGGGAAAAGGGCAUCAGUCAGGAUGACAUGAAUGUCGGAAAGUAUCUAGCUAGUGAAAUCCGCGAUGCCUUCAGGAUACCAAGAGGCAACGCUCUGGCCGAUGAGGAUAUGGAUAUAAAUCCACCAACGCGUCCAACCCGUACACGUUCACUACGGAAACGCAAAGAUGACUCCAUAGAAUCCUAUAACACGGUACCACCAGCUAGACCUAAGAGAGAUCGUCGCCGUAGCGAAGAAUCCGAUUAUAGUGGAUUCUUCCCUGAAAAGGGUGGUAGUAUUUCCGGGUCUCGACACAGAAUAAUAUAUCAAACCGAGGCGAUGCCCCGGUCGGUCGAGCCCCUAGACGACAUUGUGGUAGUCAAACCAGCUAGAAGGAAAUCAAGAACCUCGAUGCGCAGCCAAUCACAGCUACCAUCAGAAUCUUUGGCAACGCCAGAUGUAACACCUCAGCCACCAACACCUCCUGUUGCACCACGCCGUAGGAAAAGAGGUCGUCGGGAGAUAGAACCUGAACAGAAGGAGAAACAGGAUGUAGCGUUAUGCAAUGGACACGAGGAUUGGGCUGAAGGACCGAGUUAUCCUGUGGAAGGUGUAGAUUAUCCAGCUGAGAACCUGGUGAUGCGUUUGGACCAGGCAUACAUGGAACCGGUGGUUGCUCCAGCUCCACCAGUCGCACCCAAGAGAGUGUCCAGAUCCAGAGCUACUUCUGUAGCCGAUGACGACCGCACGUCUAGGGGUGCAGAAUCGUUACCAGAGAUUGGAUACUUGGAGGAUGACAUCCCUCAGGAUACAAACGCUCGGGAUCUUCCUGGAUACGCUUCUGUUGAGAAGAAAGAAAAACCACCAAGACCACCACCGCCCAGGAGACGACGUGAUAAAUUUGCUACAUCUCCAAGACCAUCAGUACAAUCCGCUCCUGCACGUCCUCAACGGGCAUACAGUACCUUGGGUCCAGCUAGAUCGCGCUCCUUGUCGGAUACUCAAUCGCAAAACCAAUUAGAUGUUACACCCUACACCGAAUUAGAUUCCGAUGAAGAUCACAAGGAUCUCAGAAGUGGUGAGGUCCUUAGUAAAAUUCAAGGUCGUCCUUUACCAGCACCUCCACGACCACCAAGAGCACGUAAGGAACACGGAAGCCUGGAGCAAACUACUACAAUUUCUAACGGUGUCGGAGAGGUUUUUGCCAGUACACAGACAGAUCCUCUUCCAGAUGAUCUUGUCAUCGAAGAGGAAAUUACGCAAGCCAAAAUGAUAAUGGCGCCAUCGAGAUCCGGUUCACAGAUUUUGGUCUCAACGGAACGUAUACCAAGUCCUAUUCAAUCUACUACUACACCAGUGGUUCCACCACUUCCUCAAAAUCUACGUGCAGAAAUGAGUAGUCCUUCACCUUCAUUGCCAAUUCCUAGUGUUGAUCCUGAAGAACGUUCUGAAUCUCCAAAACCGGAUGAAAGAUCAAGAAUUGCUCCAUCUCCGACAUUUACACCUGAACAAAUUAUCCGUUCGGUAUUGUCGUCUGAUGAACCUUUAAGGAUCGGUAGUCUAGAAGUGGGAGAUCUUAGAGUAGAUCGAUUGAGUGUCUCACAAUUAGAGGCGCACAAAAUUUCAGCAUCUGAAAUAGACGCCAUUGUUGUUUCUGCAUCAGAAAUGUCUAAUGCAGCAACAGCUGCAGAAAGCGGUAUUCAUCCCUCACUUCUAAGGGAACUCAUAGCUAUAAGAAGUCACUUAGAAACUGUAGCUAUCUCACAAGCGCAAGAAAGAGACACUUUUACAGAGAGUGUAAUACUUCAAAGAAUUGAAGAAAGUGUAAAACCACCAGAAACUACUAAUACAGAUACAACUGUUGUCGAAAAAUCUAUAGUACCUGCAUCAUUAGUCGAAGGGACCGAAGAAGAAAAGUUGAAGGAAGAAACUGCAACGGAACCCAAAGUUGAAGGAACUAAGAAAGAUGUGUCCGAUGGAGCUAUAGAAGUGCCAAGUGCACAAACAGAAGUCACUCCUGUUCCAGAACCAAAACCGGAAACGGAAUCUAAACAAGAAGAAGUGGCAGAAAAUACAUCAUUGUCUACUGCAACAGUACAUGAAAAAGCAGAAAUUCAAUCUAAGCAAGUAAUUCUUUCAAGUCAAACAUUAGAAAAUAUAUCAUUAGAAACCUCACUAGAGCCAGAAAGUCAAACUUAUGAGAAAAGAGACUUCGACUCAAAGGAACCCGUUCCAAGAUCAAGAUCAAGAUCCCAAUCAAGAUCAAGGUCACCCUCUCCCGGAAGGGGGCCUCGUGCUGUUCGUCAAACUGCAUCGCCAGUGAGAUCACUUCCGCCGGUAAUUUCAGUAACACCUGACACACCAGACAAUACGCCAAGUCAGAUAAUUCACACAGAAGUCCAAGCACAACGUGCGAUCAUCUCAUACUCUCAUGAUCCGGAUGAGGAGUCCCAGACAGAGCGUUCCCAAUCUCCGCUCAGAUCGCUUCCACCUGGUACACAGUUCGUGGCUUUCCCAACCUCACAAAUUCCAGCUAAUUUCUUCUCAUUGGCUUCGCCAAGUAGUUUUCACAUUGAAACAGAGCCCACAAUAGUGGAUACGACCCAUCAGCUUCUUCGGGCACUACGAGUCGCUGGUUCCAGGGCAAUGAGGCACUUCGUGAGCUACAUCGUAUCUCGUAUUGGUGGCGAAGAAACUGGCGAGAAGACGAGAGAAGUCGAGCUGGCACUUUGCGCCCUUCUACUUCUCAUAGCCGGCUUAUUAAUUGUAUGCUUUGGCAGUCCUCGUACUAUAACACAUCAUCAUCAUUGGGAUUACUUCAAUCCUCCCCAAUAACAAGUCAAUACGGUACCAUUACGAAGGUACCAGUCUGUAUUCUAUAUACAGCUUCGUAUUUAUUUAAUUUGUAUCCCUGUCAGAGAUUCGAUGUAAUAUUAUUUUAUAUAAUGGUAAUAGAUUUCUACGAUCGUUGUUGAGAAUGCUUUCAUUAUUAAUUAAUAUUAUUGUUGAGAAUCACAUUUUAAUAAACCUAUCUAUUAUUUACACAGACAGGUCAAAUACAUGACAGACUUGUAAACCCUGAG
Messenger RNA from Cephus cinctus (wheat stem sawfly), 5103 nucleotides. RefSeq lists its product as uncharacterized. The coding region runs from base 155 to 4855 and encodes 1566 amino acids. The transcript is spliced from 4 exons. Lineage: Eukaryota; Metazoa; Arthropoda; Insecta; Hymenoptera; Cephidae. The record is from RefSeq and is a predicted model, not a curated record.